AUGUUGACUUUGUACGAUCAUGAGAGGUCAACGGAGACAUCCACAAGUACCGAUCGCCGGGACGACACGCCGCCGGAGACCGUCGUGAGAGAUAUCCACGCGAUGACCACAACGGAGCUUCCUCGGCCACAUCAAAGGAGAGAACACUUGUCUCCGUCGAGGUCGAUGAAUUUCAGCGACGGAACUUCUUCUUCCGGCGAGAAUUUCACCACCGUGAGCAGAGAGUUCAACGCUCUAGUCAUCGCUGGCUCUUCCAUGGACAACGGGAAUAACAGUAACCGUGACGUCAUACGUGUGGAAAGGAACGAGCUGAUGACAAGGAUCGGCGAAGAUGAAGAUGGCGUUGAUGGUGGUGGUGGUGGUCAUCAUGAGGUGCCUGAGGAAGAUUCGAAUCCAUGGGCGAUUGUACCGGACGGAUACGAUAAUAACCGGGCCGGUUCGGAGAAUAUCGUGUCGACGACGUCAUCAGGUGGUCAGAACCAUAUGGUGGCGACUGCGUCGGUGCAGAGGGUGAAGAGGGAGGAGGUGGAUGCGAAGAUAACGGCGUGGCAGACGGCGAAGGUGGCUAAGAUUAAUAAUAGGUUUAAGAGGCAAGACGCCGUUAUUAACGGUUGGUUGAAUGAGCAAGUCCAUAACGCAAACUCUUGGAUGAAGAAAAUCGAGAGGAAAUUGGAUGAAAGGAGAGCAAAGGCGAUGGAGAAAACACAAAACAAAGUGGCGAAAGCUCAGAGGAAGGCGGAGGAGAGGAGAGCGACGGCGGAAGCGAAAAGAGGGACGGAGGUUGCUAGGGUUCUUGAAGUCUCUAAUCUCAUGAGAGCCGUGGGACGACCUCCGGCCAAACGUUCCUUCUUCUCUCUCUCCUAG
Molecule: messenger RNA, 864 nt
Organism: Microthlaspi erraticum
Lineage: Eukaryota; Viridiplantae; Streptophyta; Magnoliopsida; Brassicales; Brassicaceae
Source: the annotation of a GenBank genome assembly